This is a messenger RNA of Naegleria gruberi, 600 nucleotides long. RefSeq lists its product as uncharacterized. The transcript is spliced from 2 exons. The record is from RefSeq and is a predicted model, not a curated record. Lineage: Eukaryota; Heterolobosea; Eutetramitea; Acrasida; Naegleriidae. Bases 1 to 600 code for a protein of 199 amino acids.
AUGUUUGAACAACAAGAACAACAACAACAAUUGGUAGUUACCAACAAUAACACACCCACUUCAACAGGAGGAGAUACAUCAUUAGCAACAUCAGCAACAACAACAAUAACAUUUGGACAAGAAAUUCAUGAACAUUAUAAAUUUCUAACCAAUCAAAAAGAAUAUGGUACUAAAAAUCACAUGAACAAAUUUAUUGAAAGAUUUUCUAAAGAAUAUCAUUCAAGUUCUAAACAAACACAAUUAUUAUUUAAAGUAUUACAUUUAAUAUCUAAUGAUUUAUUAGUAAAAUUUAAUAGUAGUAAUCAAUUAGUAAAUAGUAAUGAUUUAUUAUUUGUUAAGAAUCAUUUAUAUACUAUUAGUAUGAUUGCUAGAAAUAUUCCAUUUAGAGGAGCAUUUUCUGAUCAUGUUGAAUUAUUAUUAGAUUCAAUGAAACAUUUAUGUGAUUUAUUUAAUAAUUUACAAUUUAUUGAAUAUUUAAAUCAAAAUAAUUUAAAUUUUAUUGUUAAAAAUAAUAAUACUAAUAAUACUAAUCAAAUGCAAGAUAAUGAAAACAAGAUGAAAAUGAUGAAGAAGAAGAUAAUCCAAUUUAACUAUUUCUGA